AUGAAGCCCCAGAGCGUCCAAAUCCCAGGGCUGACGCUGCUGAACAACCUGGCGCCCCAUGCGAUUGCGCCGACUUCUGAGGGCAGCCUCAUCAGUCCUGCGGCUCCCCAGCCGCCCGCCAAGGCGCCGUAUGUGCUGCCACGAAAACAAAAGGAGAAUAAAAAGGCAAAGGCAAGGAGGGCGUUGGCAGAGGCACAGGCACAAGCUGCCAUGAGCCGCAUGGCGCAAGAUGCUGCUCCUGCUCCCGUCUCUGGCCAGCAUGGUGCCUACAACUUCAACUAUUUCGAUUUAAGCAACGCCAACGCCAACUUCAUGAACCUCCCUCCCAACAACUUCCACAACUCCAACAACUUCAUCGCCAGACCCCCUCCGGCCGGGCCCCGAUUCCCUCCCAAGAACCUCCCUCAAGACGGCCGCGUCGCCCCCAGCAAAGCAUCCGGCGGCAUCCCCGACCCUACACCUCUCUACAUCGCCCAGUCCCUCUCGCUCCCGUCCUCCCUCCGCAACCCGCGCCGCAUCCUCGUCAUCAUGGACCUCAACGGCACGCUGCUCUACCGCCCCAACAAGCGCAACCCCUUCAACUUCAUCCAGCGGCCCCACGCCCGCGAGUUCCUCGACUACUGCGUCGACACCUUCCACGUCGCAAUCUGGUCCUCGGCCCGCCCCGAAAACGUCGACAAGAUGGUCGGACAGCUGCUCUCCCCCCAGCAGCGCGCAAAGUGCCUCGUCAUCUGGGGCCGCGACAAGUUCGGCCUCUCACCAGCCGACUACUCCGCCCGCGUCCAGUGCUACAAGCGCCUAUCCAGCAUCUGGAACGACCCCAACGUUGUCGCCUCUCACCCCGCCGCCGCCCAGGGCCAGCGCUGGGACCAGACGAACACCGUCCUCGUCGACGACUCGGCCGAAAAGGGCCGUAGUGAGCCCUACAACAUCCUCCAGCUCCCCGAGUUUGAGGGUCUCGCCAACGAACCUCCCAACGUGCUGCCGCAGGUCCACGACUACCUCAAUACCCUCUGCUAUCAGACCAACAUCAGCAGCUACAUACGAGAUCGCCCUUUUAUGAUCGACUCAACCUAUAGCUUACCGCCGCCGCCAGACUUCCAUAUGGCAUAG
This is a messenger RNA of Trichoderma breve, 1113 nucleotides long. Its product is annotated as NLI interacting factor-like phosphatase domain-containing protein. NCBI's taxonomy places the organism in Eukaryota, Fungi, Ascomycota, Sordariomycetes, Hypocreales, Hypocreaceae. Gene Ontology annotation, molecular function: phosphoprotein phosphatase activity. The transcript is spliced from 2 exons. The record is from RefSeq and is a predicted model, not a curated record. Bases 1 to 1113 code for a protein of 370 amino acids.